Messenger RNA from Hibiscus syriacus, 2067 nucleotides. Its product is annotated as LIMR family protein At5g01460-like. NCBI's taxonomy places the organism in Eukaryota, Viridiplantae, Streptophyta, Magnoliopsida, Malvales, Malvaceae. The coding region runs from base 124 to 1656 and encodes 510 amino acids. The record is from RefSeq and is a predicted model, not a curated record. The transcript has 14 exons.
UGUCAUCACAAGAAGAGUGAGAUCUACCAAAAAAAAAAUCCAAAGGGUUAAAAGAAAAUCCUAAUUCACUUUCCUUCUCAAUCUCCUCGUUUUGAUUCGAUUCGAAUCGAGAGCUUAAUAACGAUGGGCGAUUUCAACCUCGCUCUGGUAAUCGUCGCCAUAGUCGUUUGUGUGCUUGUGUUCAUUUUCAAUGUCUACCUCCUCGUUAAUUACCAGCACCCGGACGACGCCAACCAAGCCUAUUUUCCCAAAUUCGUCGUCGUUUUGGGACUCUCCGUUGCCGCCAUUUCCAUACUCAUGUUACCGGCCGAUGUCGCCAACCGGCAGGCUUGUAGACACGCGAUAUACAACGGCGCGUGCAAUCUCACCUUGCCUAUGAAAGAUCUCUGGCUCGCCAUUUUCAUCGUCGACGCCGUGCUCGUUUUCUUCGUAAUUCCCUUUGCAAUGUUCUUCUACGAAGGGGACCAGGAUAAGAGUGUUGGCAAACGGAUAAAGAGCGCGUUGCUAUGGGUGGUGACAACUGCAAUAGUUUGUGCUCUCUUGCUUGGCAUACUAUAUGGUCUAGUUGGAAAGGUAGAUUUUUCUGUUAGGCACCUAUCUUCUGCGACUACUAAUUUCCCAAGCAAUUGGGAUUUCACCAAGAGUCAUCCAUGUAUUGGUGGAGCUGGAGCACAGUCGUGCUCUGCAUAUACUGCAAGUGCUUCAUCUGAAAAAACAUGGACUAUGCGUACUACAUUUCCAGAAUAUGUUGUCGCUCUUGCUACAAUUGUUGGAUCUCUUCUUUUCUCGAUAUUUGGUGGUGUAGGUAUUGCUUGUUUGCCUCUUGGGCUUAUUGCUUCAUUUAUCCACCGUCCAAAAGCUGUCAUCACUCGCUCACAGUAUAUUAAGGAAGCAACUGAACUUGGUAAAAAGGCAAGAGAACUGAAGAAAGCAGCUGAUGCACUUCAUCAGGAAGAAAGAAGCGGUUCUAAGGGUAGAAAGUGGCGUAAAAAUGUUAAGGCUGUGGAAAAGGAGUUGCUUCAGCUGGAAGAAGAUGUAAAGCUAUUGGAAGAGAUGUACCCUCAAGGAGAAAAGGCUGAAACAUCCUGGGCCUUGACUGUUCUUGGAUACUUGGCAAAACUUAUUUUGGGAAUCCUAGGGUUAAUUGUUUCAGUGGGAUGGGUUGCUCAUAUUGUCAUAUACCUUCUGAUUGAUCCACCACUGCAUCCCUUACUGAAUGAGGUUUUCAUCAAGCUGGAUGAUAUAUGGGGUCUUUUGGGUACUGCAGCAUUUGCAUUCUUUUGCUUCUACCUUCUGCUUGCUGUGAUAGCCGGUGCAAUGAUGCUUGGUCUGAGAUUAGUUUUCAUUACUAUUCAUCCUAUGAAGUGGGGAGGUACACUGAUGAACUCUUUUCUGUUCAAUGUGGCACUUAUUCUUUUGUGCUCAAUAAGUGUCAUACAGUUCUGUUCUACAGCAUUUGGGUACUAUGCUCAAGCAACCGCUGCCCAGGAAAUAUUCGGCCAUACUUUGCAGUCUCUUCGUGGAAUUAAAUAUUUGUACAAGUACAAUGUGUUCCAAAUCGCAUUCCUCGCUCUAGCAGGGUUGACCUUCUUAUAUUAUGUUGCCUUUGGCUGGAGAAGAAAAAAGCCUAGCGGCAAAUUCCAACUUUUGUCCUAAGAAUGUUUUCCGUAGAAGAUGAUGCACUCUCUCGAGGCAUCAGAAUUCUCUGUUUAUCAUCCCUUUCGGAGUGCGUUUCAUAUGCUCGGACGACCACAGCCUGAUUUUGCCGUAACGUGGAAGGUAGGUAAAUCCCGUCCGAGUUAAAUUUGGUUUGCCUGAAAUAGGAGCACGAGAGUGCUGCUAGUCUGCUACUAUUCUUUUAAUGCUUGCUUUCCUCGCCUUUUGUAUGCAUGUAUGCACUAAUUUUUUAAUUUGAUUAAUGCUUCCACAUUUUGGCUUGGGCAUCUAAUUGAGGUAUCCUUGAGAGUUGACUCGACUCGUGGGAAUUGGGUUUGUCGAACUUGUUUUCAUGCAUUUGUAACGACAAAAAAAGAAUUAAUGAACAAAUUCGUUGUUUGGUUGGAAUCA